Molecule: messenger RNA, 6756 nt
Organism: Archocentrus centrarchus (flier cichlid)
Lineage: Eukaryota; Metazoa; Chordata; Actinopteri; Cichliformes; Cichlidae
Gene: strn3
Product: striatin, calmodulin binding protein 3
Exons: 16
Coding region: 52-2163 (703 amino acids)
Cellular component (GO): dendrite
Molecular function (GO): protein phosphatase 2A binding; armadillo repeat domain binding; protein-containing complex binding
Source: RefSeq, a predicted model, not a curated record
CUUUGCUUCUACUUUUCUAUAAAGAAAAAAAAAAAAAAAAAAAAAAAAAACAUGGACGAGCACCCCGGCGGAGGAGGGGUCGGAACGAGUGCCCCACGACAGCCUCCGCAGCAGGGGAAUAACAGUAGCGCUAAUCCGCCGAUUGGAGGCGGUGGCGGCGGAGCAGUCAUGGUACCGCAUCAGCCCGAUGAACUGCCUCGGCCGCAGCAACAGUACACAAUCCCCGGCAUCCUGCAUUACAUCCAGCACGAGUGGGCCCGGUUCGAGAUGGAGAGGGCGCACUGGGAAGUGGAGAGGGCCGAGCUUCAGGCGAGGAUAGCAUUCCUGCAGGGAGAGAGGAAGGGCCAGGAAAACCUGAAGCACGACCUGGUUAGAAGAAUAAAAAUGUUAGAAUACGCGUUAAAGCAGGAAAGAGCAAAAUACCAUAAGUUAAAAUAUGGAACAGAGUUAAACCAAGGAGAAAUAAAGAUGCCAAGUUUUGAAUCAGACACCAAAGACUCAGAGGUCUCUGCUGUUCAUGCCAACAGUCAGCUCACCUGGAAACAAGGACGACAGCUUCUCAGACAGUACCUACAGGAAGUCGGAUAUACAGACACCAUCCUCGACGUUCGUACUCAGAGGGUUCGCUCUCUGCUUGGCCUGUCGAGUUCUGAGCAGAAUGGAUCUGUGGAGAACAAGAACCUGCAGCACCUGAUCAAUGGGACAGAGCGCCGCAAGGACAAGAGGAGUCCAGGUGAUGUUCUGGAGACUUUUAACUUUCUGGAAAACACAGAGGACAGUGAUGAAGACGAGGAUGAUGAAGGCGACCUGAUGGAUGACAUCAGCACUGACAAGCAUCACCGAGCCAAGAAACAUAAGACCAAGGUGGGAAACGAGGGCUUGGCAUCAGAAGAUGAUGCUGACACGGAGGAGGCUCUGAAGGAGUUUGACUUCUUAGUGACGGCCGAGGAUGGAGAGGGGGCGGGUGAGGCUCGGAGCUCCGGAGACGGGACAGAGUGGGCGGAGCCAUUGCCAUUUCCUACUGGUGGGGGGAAAUCCUUCUUACUGGGAGGGCCAGACGACGUGUUGGAAAGCGUGCUGGGAUUGGGCGACCUCGCUGACCUCACAGUCACCAAUGAUGAAACAGACUAUGGCUAUGAUAUGCCGUCCAACAAGGAGUCUUCAUUCAGGAAGACAUGGAACUCCAAGUACACGCUACGGAGCCACUUCGAUGGCGUCCGAGCACUGGCCUUCCACCCCGUUGAGCCCUGCCUGGUCACCGUGUCUGAGGAUCACACCCUUAAACUGUGGAACCUCACCAAGACCGUCCCUGCCAAAAAAAGUGCCUCUUUCGACGUGGAACCGAUCUACACAUUCAGAGCCCAUGUUGGACCAGUGUUGUCACUGGCAAUGACCUCCAGUGGUGAACAGUGUUUCAGCGGCGGUCUCGACUCAACUAUCCAGUGGUGGAACAUCCCCAGCUCCAAUGUUGACCCCUAUGACACUUAUGAUCCCAGCGUCCUGGCAGGUUCUUGGGUAGGACACACGGAUGCUGUGUGGGGAUUGGCGUACAGUGGCAUCAAGAACCGCCUCCUGUCCUGUUCGGCCGAUGGAACCGUGAAGCUGUGGAACCCAACAGAGAAAAACCCCUGCAUCAGCACUUUCAACACAAACCACGAGCACGGGAUCCCCACAUCGGUGGACUUCAACGGUUGUGACCCCGCCCACAUGGUGGCAUCCUUUAAUGACGGAGACGUGGUGGUGUAUGACCUGGAAACUUCCCAGCAAGCACUGGUGCUGAAAGGACAGGGAGAUGGCACACUGCCGGGGUCAAAUCAUAUCAAUAAGGUGGUGAGUCAUCCCACGCUGCCGGUCACCAUCACUGCUCAUGAAGACCGACACAUCAAAUUCUAUGAUAACAAGUCAGGUAAAGUGAUCCAUGCUAUGGUGGCUCACCUGGAUGCUGUGACCAGCCUGGCUGUGGAUCCCAACGGCAUCUACCUGAUGUCUGGCAGUCACGACUGCUCUCUGCGUCUGUGGAACUUAGACAGUAAAACAUGCGUUCAAGAAAUCACAGCUCAUCGGAAGAAGAGUGAGGAGGCCAUCUACGACGUGGCCUUCCACCCCUCAAAGGCCUACAUUGCCUCCGCUGGAGCCGAUGCCCUUGCCAGGGUCUACGUAUAGACAAGGAAGAGAAGUUUUGUUUUGUUUUUUUUGUUUUUAAAAAAAAAAAAAAGGAACCCGAUGACCUCGGGGGUGAGGGACACCGACAGCGAGCGAGAGGGGCUAGUCUGUACACAGACAGGAUUCAGGUUUGUUCAGAUCUCUGAACACAGAAUAUAUAUUAAUAUGAAAGACUGGAGGUGACAGAAUCUCCAAAGGACAACCGAACAAACGCUCAUACACAAAGUUUUUAAGUUAAGAGGUGGAGUGGUGUGGUCUCCCUGCAGCUAAUUGAAGAGACUAAAGGAUGUUCAACAGCAGAAACGUGUAAACGGUCAACAGAGAGCAGCUCACCCGCAGCCCGUUGGUCCUGUGAUGUUAUCUGGCCCCUCAGAAUCCUUAAGGUAGCUUCGACACUACACGCCCCUCCCCACUCAUAUUAACACUAGUGUGACCUCCUGAUCCCAGUCAGGAGAGCUGGAGCAGAGGACAGACUUAAAGGAAAAAUCCCCCCAAAAUUAGAGCCGUUUAGUUCUUUGUUGUCUUUCUUCUUCUCUGUCGAUGGAAGCAACGUCACAUCCUGAUGAGUUAACCCAUUGUUCACUUGCAACUUACUGUUGUCACCUAGCAGUAUGUUACGCAGUGGUAAAAUGUAGCGCAUUGCACAGUGGGAUUGUAGCACCGUAGUGUACAUGUUGCAGGGAUGUAUUUGCACCUUUCGCUCCUCCUGUUCCUGUCCCACUGGACUUACGAGAUGAUAUCAUGAUUUUGGUGCAGUUCUGAGUGCUCCAAAACAACAACGCCGGGAACCGAGAUGGUUACUGCAUUACUGAUGUUGUGCCUGCUGGGGCAGUUCCUGUGGUCUGAACACAUACAAAGGAACUUUCAGUCCUUUCUUUUCUUGUAGUUGCAAAAUGCAAAAAAGCAUUUUAAUUUCGACCUUCACAUUGUGACCUGGAUUAGGUUGUUGACCCAGUUAUCAGAGGUCUAGAACGUUGGCUCCACGUGGAGUCGAAGAUCGUUGAGCUAAACCCAGAAACUUUGCAAGUUUUGCAAAGUGCCAGUUGUAAAAUGCUGAUUAAUGGCCGAAAACAAAACCCACAGACUAACUCCUCACAUUAGCGCAGUUCCUCAGGUGGAAACGCAGAUCCAGUGCGUGUUUUUUUUUUUUUUUUCUCCCUCUGUGUGUGGAGCUGUGCUUUCAGGGUGUUUUAGAGCAGGCUUGCUGUCCUGAACAGUUGUUUGGGUGCCCCGUGGUUUCUCCAUCAUUCUGUAUCAUAAAAGCUGCUCUGUUAGUCACAAGGUGUUGCCACAGCAGGUCCACAUAUUUGAUUUUGGCCUUUUGUGUCUCCUCCCGGGAUCAAACCAGGGAUCUUUGGCUGGUUCGGUGAAUCUGUAAAAAUAUCAAACAGCAUUUUAAGUAGCCUCAGAUGUAUUAUGACCAGUGGACUGAUGACCUAAGUCCAGGAUGAUAUUUGCUGAUAUUGAGAAAGACGUUGAAGCUUCAGUGGAAUACUAAAACAAAUGUAAAUGGAGCCGUUUACUGACACUAACAUCAGACGAUACAGCUGGAAAUGUCCAAGACUGGGUCAUUAUGAUUAGCCUCCCAAGACCUGUCAAACAUUCGAGCAGUCAAACUCAGGAGAGCAUUUUAAAGCAUUCUCUCAUUGCACUGAUCUGUUAAACAACUGUGCUUUGUACACUUUGCUUCUUCACUGAGUGUUAACACGGAGCAUCUCUGUUCAGGUCUGUUUUAAGUAUCACAUUCUCCUGAUCCAGGUUUCUGCACAGAAACACAAGCCGGGCUGUAUCGGAGGCUAUCGUGAAUCUUUUAAUGCUCGUACACUGGAAAGUAACUAUUGAAGUUGAUUUUUAGGCCUUUGGCUUGUUGAAAAUGGUUUGUUGGUUGCAAAAACACCUGCGUGUUUUGUGUGUAAUUUAAUUGAGUUUUCAUAUCUGUAUGAAAAUCUGAGUUUGAUGUGUGUUUUUAAUUUGCGGUUCAGAAAAUGUUAUAAGAGGGAAACAUACUGAGGAGAGAGCCUGAGAGUCAGUGGAACAUAAAAGUGUUGGAAUCACGUUUGAGGGGGAUUUUUCCUUUAAACCUCCAGAAACAUUCAGCUGGACUCAACAUGAGAACAUUUGAUGCUUGAACUUGUUUUUAAUCACUAAAUCUGAACCGAAGCUUCAGGUUCAGGUUUUACAGGAGUAAAAAAGAAAAAGAAGAAUUUAAAGGAAAAUUAGAAUUAGUUGUGGGUUUUGCUUCCAAAUACUCCAUGAGCAGCCAGAAUGAUUUAAAUAUCAGGUUUUUCUUUUUGUCUGUGCCAGUGUUGCAGCGAGAACGAAGGCUCGGUUAAUCCUCUCCGACCUCAGCCUCCUGCCGGGCUGAGCAGAGCCCUACAUUUUAAAGUGUAACAAGUGGAGGACUCAGACCUUUAGCAUUACUGUAGUUACAUAUUUUUGUUUGUGUAAAGUAAAUCUAGUUUUUAUAGUCUUUUUAAAAGUUCUUUUAAAUCAACAUCUCAUUAUUGCCACCGAGGACGACUCCGGUUCCUGUUAAACUGUCCAGUUUUCACAGGAGCCGCCCAUCACGUGACAAACCUCACCUCAGUCUGAUCUGUCACAAUGUCUGGCUUCAGUAUUUGGAUCCUGAUUUCAAAUAACGUAAAGUCGGAGCUGCUGCUGCCACCGAGGAAGAGGACGGAGCUGUAAUGGCCAUCCAGUUUAAAGCUUUAGACAAAUGCUAAAUAUCAAACUUAAACACAGCACAUGUUCCAGUGUGGGACAGCAGCUUAUCACAGUGAGAAUGUCAAAGGAGCUGGCUCCAGAGGGAGAGCAUGUGAGUCCACAAACAUCCUCUGAAGCACAAGAUAAGAACUUGUUAAUCCCGAGGGAAGUUCUUGUGCUUUCUAUACACAUUUUGGCACUAAAAACAGAAUCUUACCUUAAAACUGUCGGUUUGAACCAGCGCUGGCAUGAGACAAACCUGAGCUUACCUUUAAAAAACAAUGUUGUUGUAAAACAAUAAAAUUUCCAUAUCAACCUACCAUAUACCAGUGCUGUAUCAGGAAAAACUGACUGAAAGAAAAAGUUUACACAUACAACAAAAGUGAAAUUUGCAUUUAAAGUGCGGAUUAAAGAGCAGACCCAUGAAUGAGGCGAAGUGCCAAAUCCUUGUUAAAUAAAUCUGUUCACUCAUUUACGUUGGCAGCCAAAGACGUCAGUGUGAUUGUCGAGUCAGUCCAGAGGCGAUUAGAAAUACAGCGGUCUCUUUAGCAUGGAAAACCGCUGAAGGAAAAUCCCUGUUGGGAAGGAGUCAUUCACGUAACCUGGAUCCAAAUCCUUGAGGUCAGAGCUAAAACGUUUUAGCAAUGCUAAAUUUUACAAGAACUUAUUGAGCUACAAAUACACAACUUACUGAACUGUCAGCGGUGCCUUUUUCCUCAUAAUCAGUCUGUUCCAACAUGGAACUUUUUCUUUUUUUUGUGCAUCAAGCUUCAUAAAUGAACAUGAAGAUUUUGUAUACACUGUGUCCACUUCUAUAUGAGCAGUUUUUACACAUUAUUAUGAUAGCUGUUCAUUUUCUGUUGAGACUGAAGUAAUAAUUCUGUUCUUACAUCAUCUACAGAUCAUCAUCAUCAUCAUCAUGAGGUGUUUCUAAUGUUAGUUUUAUUUUUUUCCUCCAUUCAGACACGUUUUAUACAUUGACCCACUCAACUGAUGUAUUUGUAUACGUGCGCACACACACAAACACACACACAGUGUCACUAAAAGUGGAACAUUCUGAGAUUUGUGAAGAUCGCAAGGCAGUCGUAAUAUUUGUGUAUAGGUGUAUCUAAUAAAGUGUGUGUGUGUGUGUGUGUGUGUUUUUAAAAAAAAACCUGAAUUUAACUAUUAAUGAAUAAAAAUUGUCCAAAAAUGCUCAUGUGAAAACAAGUUUUGCCCUUAGAGAAGUCAAAGAAAUGGUUACAUGUAAAGUCCAUAAAAUGUUCUUAUUAAAUAUUUUAACACAGGUCUGCAUAUCUUCCAUUAACCUGCUCCAGUUAAACUGUGCUGGCAACUGGUCCCAGUCUAAUAAACCAGCAAAUAUUUGGUUUUACAGGCUGGCUGAGGGUACCUGAAUGCAGCAUAGGCUCAGUGUGAGCGUAAACAGGUAAAGGUGCGGCUUUGUACGGUUCGGGCUGAGACUUCUGCUCCUCCUCCUCUUCCUUCAUAUCGCUUCACUUUUUGGAAAGCUGCUGUCUCACUGGCUGGCCCACGGGGGAAGUCUAAUUUGUUGGCAUGGUUUGUUACGAUCCACAGUUUUAUUUUUUAUUUGAAGGUAUUUGUAACACGAGGAUCUCCUGACUGAUCACAAUUCUUCUUUUAUUUUCACCAAUGCUACAGUUUACUGUGUAACUUGUUUGUGUAAUGCAUGAUUAAUACAAUAAAAUAUUUUUUUUAGUCUUCCAAAAAAUGAAGAAAAAAAAAAUUCUGUUUGCGAGAUUUGAUGAGUUUUGUGUUUUGUUUUUUAUUUACAAACUAUGAACAGCAGAUUUUAAAGGCUGUACCACGUAGAAUACAGCUGUUGAAAUGUAUAUAAAAUGUCUAUAAUAACUAUUAAACUGUGUACCUGUA